Molecule: messenger RNA, 4407 nt
Organism: Cladocopium goreaui
Lineage: Eukaryota; Dinophyceae; Suessiales; Symbiodiniaceae
Source: the annotation of a GenBank genome assembly
AUGCGGGAAGACUUGUACAAAAAGACAAUGAGUGCAGAUGGCAUGGCUGGGAGGCGGCCGUACGGGUAUGUCACCCGCAUGAUUGAACUUACCGGAUGGAAGAGGAUGGAGGUCAAUCGUCUGAUGCAGUUCAAGGGUGUAUCUGAGCAUAACUUCCCAUCAAUCCUGCGGCGCAGUUUCCUUUGGCGUCCGCACGCUCGAUUUGUAUGUCCGCAAUACUUGGAAGAGCAUUACACAGAUGCGGCGCUGGAUGGGUACUUUCCAAAAGAUCCAACUUUGAAGGAGUUCCUUGUCUCAGGACCAGCAAUCGCCAGCAGCAUGCAGCUGCAGCACGCGUUUGAACAUACAUACUCACGAGCUGAAUGCAUACAUAUGAUAGAAUCAUAUUGCAAUUUGGGUGGUGAUCAGGGAUUGACAGAGGACAAAAUGCGAAUCGCUUGUGGGCUCCCACCGCGUCAGCGUGCCGAGAUCGCUGCUCCUGGGCUAGGCCCUGUGGAUGAUCAACUAAGCCAGGAUCAAGCAGAAAGUGUAAAAACAGGUUCUGAAGCAGUGGCCCGCCGCAUUGUGGAGGAAUGUCUUUCAAAGGGGUUCUUCAUGUUCACAUUGCAACAGUUCAAGACCAUGUCUCUGCCUUCGAAUGCACCCAAUUUAGACAAAGAGAGCAUGUUGACACAGCUACAAGAGCAUUUAUUGGUAAAGCAAAUAGCAAGAAAGCGCGGCAAAGGAAAGCAGAUCAUUGUUCCAUGCGUCCUGGGGCAAGGCAGUUUGCAGGAUGUCUUUGAUCUGAAAAGCUCAAACGACACGGCACUAGUAUUCCCCGAAAUGUGGCACACAAGUUGCUUGCGGGACUUUGCUUCCAAACAUCUUGCCAGAGAACACAAUGUCGUCACUAUGAUAGCAUUCUUGGAUGCCAGCAUUGCUGCAUUGAAGAGGAAAGGCUCCGGAAAGUUAACGUCUGAGGUCAAGCUCAGACACGAUGCGUUGGUCGAAAGGAGGCGUAAGUUGGAAGCCAACGAGCAGUUGAUUGGGAAGCUCCUCGCUGCUGCUGGUGGUGAGGCUGGUGACCUGGAAGGGCAGGCUAGCAGUCACAGAUGCACAGGGAAGCAGCAAUUGCGACAUAGCAAGACAAAGUACAGACAAGGCUCAGAUUUGAUCCGUGGACGAAGGUAUGCUUGUCAGCCAGGAGCACAGCAAUGCUCUCGGAAACUUCUCAGGUUCUUGUGCCCUCAAUCUAUUGACUUAGACAUUGAAAAUGCCUUCUUCACGUUGAUGUCACAGCUCAUCCAUAAAUUGGAUCCUGUGUUCAAGAUGCCGGAUGAUGCCGCAAAAGCAUUGAAAAGAUGCGCUGAGGCACGCAGUGAUGUGAUCAAGGAGCUAGGUUUGCCAGCUGCGGAAGGGAAGAAAGUUUUGCUUGAAGUCAUAAACGGUGGCGGUCCGCCUAGCCGUCUGUCGGAACAUGAUGUAAUUGUUGGGCUUCGGAAAGCUGCCAUCUGGAUUAAAUGGCUUGCAAUUUCAAAUUUUCCCGAUCUCUACAGCCACUGUGAUGCAGACAGAAGCAAGCCAUCGCCAGACAACUCCAUGAUAGCAUACUUGUACCAAGCUGUUGAAGAUCUAGUUUUGUCUAGCUGGGUGCAAUUCCUCAUGACGCAAGAUCUCGUGCAUUUAUCCCUUCACUUCGACGGUUGCCGAAUUCAGGGUCGAGCGCUUGACACGGCUUCAAUGUGUCAAGAGUCUUCGGAGUGGAUUGCCAAAGAGACUGGGUUUCAGGUGGUUGUGAAGCAGAAGAAGCACCUGCUUCUCGCGGAGCUGUUGGGAAGGGAUGGACGUGUUUGCGAUACUCUGUCACUUUCUUCCAGCUUCGACUACUCUGCAAAUGGCAUUCUUACAUGCCUGGCCUACAUUGCAGACCUCUGGUCACCAUUGGACGCAUGGCUACAGGAACAUAAGGCAAACAUUGAAGGAGGUCAAACACAUCGUUCAUAUAAAGAAUGUUUCAAAGCUGCAGAUGUUGCCUUCUCAGUAGACAUUGGUUUCUGUGCUGAGAAGACGGGGAAGUACCUACUCCAUUGUGAGCACAAUGGAUCUCCGCUCGUCCUUGGAUGUGUAAUGGCCGAAGAAACUUGCAAAGUGUUAGUCCGGGACACAGUAUAUGCGCUAUCAGCAGAUGCUUUCAAGGCAUGUGCUGAGGAGUCAAUUGAUUAUGCCUCCCUAGUGACAUUUCGCAUGCUGAAAGCAGGCGAAAAACCCCGGCAAGAAUCUGAAGUUCUUCUGGAACUGCAGGCCGGCUUCGAUCUAUCUGGCGGUGCUGAGUUGGAGAUGUUGUGUGAGUGCGAAGGAUUGCUGGAGAAUUCUGAUGAUGAAGGCAUGGCCGGAUCACAUGUUGAUGAAUCAAUAGUGCAGGUGGGCGAAGAGUUGCUGGCGUUGCUCGCAGAAGAAAGAGGUGAAGUCCUAGAUAGCACUGAGACUGUGCAUGAAGGCAGUAUGCACCGUUGUCCGUUCUGUCCGUUCCGGCAAUUCCCUCGACCUUCUCGUGUGAUGGAGCAUGUGCAAAAGUAUCAUACAACGAAACGACAAUUCUGUUGCAGUGGCACCAAGCAAGUCAGAGUCAUUCAGGCUUUGUUUGACGAUGACCAGCUCCGCAAUAUACAGCCAAGUGCUCGCUACCUCCGCAGGAGCGCCGCCGUGUUGCGAACAUCAAUUGGGAAUGAGGAUGGAAGCAUCAAUCAUCUUGAUCGUCGAUUACGCUUGGUCUUGACGGAGAAGGGCCCCGUGUACAAAAGCUUGCAACACGUUGCUGAGAACGAAACAGUGUACCGUCGAGCCAAGAACUUGUAUUACACGCAUGGAUUUGCAGAUAUGCUUUUCCAAGAGAUGAUGGUUAGCAAUGCAAAAAUGAAGCAAGCAUCUCGACUGAAGCUUGUAGACAUGUAUCCCUUGGAUGCACUCUUUGUUGCGGCUAGCCGGUUGGCUUUGAGACUCGCAGCAAGUGGCAGCAAGCUCACGGGCCUCUUGCCUCAGCAUGUUCGACACUGGUGGCCGCUCGUGGAGGACAUCUUCUACUCCGACGCCGUGAACCAGCUGUUCGCCCAAUCUAUGGCAGAGGCGGUUCACCAUACGGAAUUUGAAUCCGUCAGUGUGGAUGCAACCCUGAAGUGUUGCCUCUCCAUUCUCGGCCAGAGUUCCUACAGAGCAGGGCCGCAGGAACGAGCCAGCGCUGCUUUCACGGGGAAAGAUUGCUUUCGCAAGGUUCUGACAGUCCGUGGGCGAACCGGCUGUGUACUGCUCAUGGCUCCAACGCCAAAUGAGGAGGCACCCGCCAUUGCCGAGCGCAUUGCUGAGUCGUUGCCUGAAGAUGGACUCCGGCAAACACGGAUUGUGUGCACGGAUGAUCCUUCUGCGCAUUUGUUGUCGACAUUGCGCAAUGUCAUGCCAAAGCUGGAGCUGCUAUGCUUGGACCCUGUCCACCUAUGCAUGACUUUUGAGUAUGGGACGUACAGAAGAAGAACAAAGGCGUCAACCAUGUUGAGAACAAUUAUGCAAAAGUUUAAUGCCGUGGACUUUAAGAACAUGUCAGCCUACAACUCCAGGCCUUUCAACGGCAUUCAGGAUGUUUCGUUCGAUCACAUCACCAAGACACGUCGAGAACAGAUUCUGAGUGGAGGAAUGGGAAAGGCCAAAGCAGAAUCUCUCCUUGACAGCCUGGAUGCUGCGAAGCCUUGGCAAUGCGAACGGGAUUGCAUUGAGGCCAUGGCAGCAUUUGUCCGAUGUUUUCCGGACGAUGUAGACAAAAUCAUUCCCGGUCCGAACCGGUCUGGACGGCAAGUGCUGUACACUGCCUGCGCGCCUGCGAGGAUGCAAUGGUAUUUCAACAACAUCCGGGCGCGCCAUAGUAUGCGGCCAGAUCGAGUUGUAUUACUUCCUGCUGGUACCACUUCCAACGAGGCACUGCAUGCUGAAGUACGAGCUUGGUUCCGAGAGACGCAGCAGAUGCAUAAGAGCACAUUGGAAAUCAAACUGCGGGUGCUUCACCUGUCCAAACUGAUGACCCACCAUGCGGGCAUGUACAGACCAACUUUGCGGCAAAUUCCGUCGGGCCUGGUGCUGGCUAGAUCUGUUGUCUCUUCUGCCUGGAAUCGACGAAAGCCCUGGAGCAAAUUUGCCGGACAGAGUGGCAAGGCUCAUUUGCCUCUCAAUGAGAGACGGCAGCAAGAAGCAUCAUUAGUCAAGGCGCAUGCUUCCAAAAAACCGGCUGCCAAUAUCAAAAGACCAGCGGCCAUGAGGCAUUGCGCAAAAAAGCCAGCCACGCACGUCCUCCCGCAGAAAGUGCGCAGGACUCCCUUUAACAGAGUAAGAGUGUCCACUUGCCGUAUCAUGGGCAAAAAAAGGCAAGGAGGUUUGAAAGCCUAG